Penicillium cataractarum is the source of this 318-nucleotide messenger RNA. RefSeq lists its product as uncharacterized. The transcript has a single exon. Lineage: Eukaryota; Fungi; Ascomycota; Eurotiomycetes; Eurotiales; Aspergillaceae. The coding region runs from base 1 to 318 and encodes 105 amino acids. The record is from RefSeq and is a predicted model, not a curated record.
AUGUACGUCAAUUCCAUACGGGAUGGAAGAUUUGGCGAUGCUGUAUGGGUGCGCUACCAUAUAUAUGGAGAUGUGGAAAAUGGUAUGGUCGGUGGCUCAAACAAUAUGACAAUACUCGAUGUUCGUAAUGAAGAUGCCCUGUCUUAUCGCGUGCAUUCACUGGAGGAAUCCUUCAAGGCUUUGCUAUUUCAUGCAAAGGCUAGUAGUGCAGAUGGGCCUGCCGAUGUUAUUGAGGUUAACAAUAACCUAGAUGAGCGUAUCAUUGCUCAGUUCAAGGCUCAAGAAGAGGCUCAGCUUGAAAAUGAAGCCGGAAUGUGA